Paramecium primaurelia is the source of this 1728-nucleotide messenger RNA. The record is from the annotation of a GenBank genome assembly. NCBI's taxonomy places the organism in Eukaryota, Ciliophora, Oligohymenophorea, Peniculida, Parameciidae.
AUGGGAACCUCACAAUCAACAAUGAUGUUGGGUUAGCCUCUUAAGUAAACCAAAGUAGGAACACAUUACCCUGGAGGCAUUUUAGAGAGAAAAAUAUAGUUAACAGAUGAACAAGUCAGCACACUGACCAAUUUUAUUAGACUCAAAGAAAAGAAUAUGAGAGAACCAAUUUUCCUUAAAAUUCAUGCUGUAUAAAAAGAUGACUCUGGAAUCUUUUGCAAUUCCAAUAAUACAAUUAAAAUCUAUACAGAAUUUAGUGAGAUUGACUUAUCAAAUGAAAUAAGAAGAAGACGUAUUGCUUCUCAACAUUUUACUAAUCAAGAACUUGUAUACAACUUAAAACAAUUAAUUGAAGCCAUGGCAAUCUAUUAAAACUACAAUAUUCAUUAUAAUUUAUCUUCAAACACCUUACUAUUUGAUACAAUAAUCAAAAUCAUGGAUCCAUACAUAUUCGAUCUCAAAUCACCUCAAUUACCACAUUACAAAGAUUAAACUGGUUCUGUAUUUUCUUCAUGGCCAAUAGGUAUUAUAUUAUUAGAAAUGAUUACACUCAAUUUAAUGACAAACUUAGUUAAUAUUGAUGGAACUUUAAAUACUUAUCUAUUUACUAAUUUAUUAGAUUAAAUCAAUGAACCUUAUCUUAAAUAAUGUUUAUUAUAUAUCUUUGGAGGAAUAUAAAGACCUGAUUAUAUUCAAUUAAGAGAUGAAUUAAAUGGAUAAAUAAUAAGAUUAAUACCUGCAUUCCAAAUAUAACCAGAAAAUAUGCAACAUCCAACUAAUUUUUCUAUUCAAGAACAAUCAAAAUAUUAUGAAGCUAUCUCUUAAUAAUAAUAAUAAUAAUAAUAAUAAAUAAUCAAAACACAAUCUAGCUAACCACUUCCACUUAUUCCAUUAACACAAUCUAAUUUAAUUAUCAAUUCAAAUACCAUAUCUUAAAAAAAAGAAAAUAUUACUCCUAUUUCUACUACUAGAUCUAAUAAUUAAAGUGUAUUAUAAGAAAAAAUUGAAUAAAUUAGAGCAACCUAUUUUAAUCAUAAACAUUAAUAAUAAACUUCAUAAAUGUAUUUGUAUCGUAAAAGUCCAGAAAAAUAAUCAGAAACAUCUUCAACAGGAUCUGAAGAUCUUAAAUCCUUUUCUAAUGGAUUAUAAAUAGAUUUAUAAUCUGAUCCAUUUUGUAGAGAACGAGAAUCAGAUGUUAAUACUUUAUCAAAACAAUUUAAUUUCUAAAAUGAAGAAUAUAUAUGUGAAACAUAUCUAGAUGGUUCUAUUUAUGAAGGUUUUAAAAAGAAUUAAAAAAAAAAUGGAUAAGGAAGUCUUUAUUAUAGUGAUGGAGGCUUUUAUAUUGGAUAAUGGUAAAAUGAUGUUAUGAAUGGAUAUGGUUCAUUAUAUUAUCCUUCAGGUAAAUUAGCAUAUUAAGGAUGUUGGGUUAAUGGAAAAUUUUAAGGUAAAGGAAUGCUUUUUAAUGAAAAUCCUAAAGAUUGUUAAGAUAUUAAUUUUGAAGAUUUUACUUCUAUUAGUGAUUGCUGGAUUAGUUAUUCAGGUGACUUUGUUCUUGAUAAAAAAUAAGGUAAAGGUGUAUUAAUUUUUACAAAUGGAGACAGGUAAAUCUUUUUAUUUAAUUUUAGAUUUGAAGGACAAUUUAAAGACAAUAUGAUUAAUGGACCUGGUACAUUUAAAUCAGGUAACAAAGUUAUUUCUAGCAUUUGGUCAAAAAAUAUGAUUAUGUGA